This is a messenger RNA of Scheffersomyces coipomensis, 1914 nucleotides long. RefSeq names its product Hgt19p (gene HGT19). Gene Ontology annotation, biological process: transmembrane transport. Gene Ontology annotation, cellular component: membrane. NCBI's taxonomy places the organism in Eukaryota, Fungi, Ascomycota, Pichiomycetes, Serinales, Debaryomycetaceae. The record is from RefSeq and is a predicted model, not a curated record. The transcript has a single exon. The coding region runs from base 1 to 1914 and encodes 637 amino acids. Gene Ontology annotation, molecular function: transmembrane transporter activity.
AUGAGUAUUGAUAACGAAAAGGCAGAUAUCGUUGCCGAUGAAGGAUUAUUUGAACAUAGUUCAUCCUCGAGCAUUGGUGAUAGAAAACAUAAAAAUCAAUCUGAUUUAGAAUCAUUACAUUCCAAAGUUGCUGAACCAGGUAAUGGUGAAAAAGGUAAUAUUUUAUCUCAAUAUUCCGAAAAGCAAGUUAUGCAAAUGGGUAGAAAUUAUGCUUCUAAACAUGACUUAGAUGUUGAAUUAUUUGCUAAAGCUGCUGCUGUUGCAAGAGCUCCAACUGAAUUUAAUUCAAUGCCAUUUUUAACUGAAGAAGAAAAAGUUGGUUUAAAUAUGGAAGCUACUCAUAAAUGGCAUAUUCCAAGUAAAUUAAUUGCAGUUAUUGCUUUAGGUUCUAUGGCUGCUGCUGUCCAAGGUAUGGAUGAAUCUGUUAUUAAUGGAGCUACUUUAUUUUAUCCAAAAGCUUUUGGUGUUACAGAAAUGAAGAAUUCUGAUUUGAUUGAAGGGUUAGUUAAUAGUGCUCCUUAUCUUUGUUGUGGGGUUAUUUCUUGUUGGUUAUCUGAUUUUUUUAAUAGCAGACUUGGUAGAAAAUGGACUAUUUUCUGGACUUGUUGUAUUUCAGCUGUGACUUGUAUUUGGCAAGGGUUUACUAAUACUUGGUACCAUUUAUUCAUUGCCAGAUUUAUGUUAGGUUUUGGUAUUGGUAUUAAAUCUGCUACUGUUCCAGCUUAUGCUGCUGAAUGUACUCCAAAACAUAUUAGAGGUUCUUUAGUCAUGUUAUGGCAAUUUUUCACUGCCGUUGGUAUUAUGUUUGGUUAUGUUUUUACUUUAGCUUUCUAUUAUGUUCCUAAGUAUUCAUUUGGAACUGGAUUGAAUUGGAGAUUAAUGCUUGGUUCUGCUUGUAUUCCUGCUAUUUUUGUUUUAGCUCAAAUUCCAUUUGUUCCAGAAUCUCCAAGAUGGUUAAUGGGUAAAGAAAGACACGUUGAUGCCUUUGAGUCUUUGAAACAAUUACGUAAAGAAGAAAUUGCUGCUGCUAGAGAUUGCUUCUAUCAAUACGUUUUAUUACAAGAAGAAGGUUCUUAUAAAAUCCCAACUUGGAAAAGAGCUAUUGAAUUAUUCAGUAUUAGAAGAAAUAGAAAUGGUGCUCUUGGUGCUUGGAUUGUUAUGUUCAUGCAACAAUUCUGUGGUAUUAACGUUAUUGCUUAUUAUUCAUCAUCAAUCUUUAUUCAAUCUGGUUUCUCUGAAGUCUCAUCUUUAAUUGCAUCAUGGGGUUUUGGUAUGAUCAAUUUCACUUUUGCUAUUCCUGCCUUCUUAACUAUUGAUAAAUAUGGUAGAAGAACUUUAUUAUUAAUUACAUUUCCAUUAAUGGCUAUUUUCUUAUUAGUGGCAGGUUUUGGUUUCCUUAUUGAUGAAGAUUCUAAUCCAAAAGGUAGAUUAGGUAUGAUUAUCAUGGGUAUUUAUUUAUUUUCAUGUGUUUAUUCAUCAGGUGAAGGUCCAGUUCCAUUCACUUAUUCAGCAGAAGCUUUCCCAUUAUAUAUCAGAGAUAUUGGUAUGAGUUGGGCUACUGCCACUUGUUGGUUCUUUAAUUUCAUCUUAGCUUUCACUUGGCCAAGAUUAGUGAAUGCUUUCAGUUCUACUGGUGCUUUUGGUUUCUAUGCCGCUUGGAAUAUUGUUGGUUUCUUCUUAGUUCUUUGGUUCUUACCAGAAACUAAAGGUUUAACUUUAGAAGAAUUAGAUGAAGUGUUUGCUGUAUCUGCCAUGAAACAUGCAAAAUAUCAAACUCAAAGUCUUUGGAAUUCUAUUCAAAGAUAUGUUUUACGUCGUAAUAUUCCAGAAUUACCACCAUUAUAUGAUCAUCAAAGAUUAGCCAUUACUAAUCCAGAAUGGAAUGAAAAGACUGAAGUCUCUCACAUUGAAUAG